Molecule: messenger RNA, 1428 nt
Organism: Alternaria rosae
Lineage: Eukaryota; Fungi; Ascomycota; Dothideomycetes; Pleosporales; Pleosporaceae
Exons: 2
Coding region: 1-1428 (475 amino acids)
Cellular component (GO): cytosol
Molecular function (GO): mRNA binding
Source: RefSeq, a predicted model, not a curated record
AUGGGCAAGACCAAGGUCGCGGACAAGUCGUCCAAGAAGGAGAAGAAGUCUGAGCUCGCCAGCGUCAAGGCUGGUCGCGUCACCAAGCCCGCGGCUACUCCCAAGUCGAAGAGCAAGGACAUUGCCAAGUCAGUUGCUUCCAACGUCAAGGACAAGAAGAAGUCGAAGAAGGCUCCUACCCCAGAGCCCGAGUCUGAUUCUUCGUCUGAGAGCGAGAGCGAGAGCGAAGAUUCCUCUGAGAGCAGCAGCGAGGAGGAGGUCGAGCAGAAGAAGACUCCUGCCAAGGCUGCUCCUAAGGUCGCUGCUAAGGCGGACUCCGAUUCUGACUCGUCCGACAGCUCCGAAGAGGACAGCGACAGCGACAGCAGCGAGGAUGAGAAGCCUGCCCCCAAGGCCAAGGCCAACGGUGUGAAGAAGGCCGCGGCUAAGGCCGAGUCCAGCGACUCCGACAGCGACUCCAGCAGCGAGUCUGAGGCUGAGAAGCCCGCCGCUAAGGCUGAGGCCACCUCCGACUCCGACGAUUCCUCUGACGCCGACUCCGACGACUCCUCCGCUUCCGAGAGCGAGGAGGCUCCCUCCAAGAAGCGCAAGGCUGAGGAGGCUGCUGCCCCCGCUGUCAAGAAGACCAAGACUGAGGAGCCCGCCGCUGAGGAGGGUAUCAAGAACCUCUUCGUCGGUAACAUGAGCUGGAACAUCGACGAGGACUGGCUCCGCCGCGAGUUCGAGGGCUUCGGUGAGAUUGUUGGCUGCCGUGUCAUCACCGACCGUGAGACUGGCCGUGCUAAGGGUUUCGGUUACGUCGAGUUCGCCAACGCUGCCGACGCCGCCAAGGCACAGAAGGAGAUGCACGAGUACGAGCUUGACGGCCGUCAGCUCAACGUCGACUUCAGCACUCCCCGCGCUAAGCCCGAUGCCAACGGUGCCCGUGCCAACAAGUACGGUGACAAGCGCAGCCCUCCCAGCAGCACCCUCUUCCUCGGCAACGUCUCAUUCGAGUGCUCCAACGAGAGCAUCCAGGAGGUCUUCCAGGAGUACGGUAACAUCACCCGUGUCUCUCUUCCCACCGACCGUGACACCGGCUCCCUGAAGGGUUUCGGAUACGUCGACUUCGGUUCCCAGGAGGAGGCUACUGCCGCUCUUGAGGCUUUGAACGGCCAGGACAUCGGCGGCCGUGCCAUCCGCAUCGACUACGCUCAACCUCGUGAGGACAACGGUGGCGGCGGUGGCUUCGGCGGUGGCCGUGGUGGUGGUCGCGGUGGACGUGGCGGCGGCCGUGGUGGCUUCGGCGACCGUGGUGGUCGUGGCGGAGGCCGUGGCUUCGGUGGUGGUCGCGGAGGCGGCCGUGGUGGUGCCCGUGGCGGUCGCGGUGGUUCAUUCAACCGUGGUGGCUUCGGUGACUUCCAGGGACAGAAGAAGAGCUUCGACUAA